AUGGUGCAACUCAAACCUUUUGUCGUUCUUUUCUUGGGCACUGUGGCGGCGUUCCCGCGAGAGGUGUAUGAAGUCCACCAGGUGAUUGAGGAGAGGAAAAUUGAUCAGGCGCUAUGCAAGCCAGUCAGUGCUGUCAUCAAAGUGUUGCGGGUGGUAAAUAGUGCAACGGCGUUUUGCUCUUCGUUCCUCAGCAUCUCGACUGUCACGGUCAAGUCUACGACGACAUCAGUUACUACCACCACGUCGACAAUCACUGACCGCACGACCACCACGGUCGUCGGAGGUGAUGCGGGAACCGUGACUGUUACGGCGGCGGAAGUCACUGCAACUGCCUUCACGACGAUUACCAGCUUGACACAAAUCUGCCCGACGGUCCUGAAGCGUGAAGCUGCAACGGCAGCCAGCGAACCCACACUAGUUGCAAUCAACGCCAAGAGGGCAGAAGAGCCCGUGAAGCGUGCUGCAGUCACCAAGAAGAUCGUUCUCGACUGCUCAAAGGCACCACUUGCGUUAAAGGUCUUCGGCUGCCCGCUCGUGUCGACCGCAUGCGAAUGCUUGUCUAUACCGACACCCACGACGACUUCGGUAGUGACAGCUACGUCAGUGUCUACGGUGACAGCUAAGGCUACCGUCACCGACACAGCCAAUAUUGCUGCUACCACGACGUCUACCCCGACGGCCACAACUGUCAGUACCGUAACAGUUGUACAGCCGACAUGUCCCUGCACCUUUGAUAAACCAAACCUGUGUGGCACAACCUGCGUCAGCCUGGCGGAUGACCCCAACAAUUGCGGUAGAUGUGGCAACACGUGUGCGUCGCGCGACUGCCGUGGCGGACAAUGUCGCCCACUUACCACAUGCCCACAGGCAGGCCAGUGCGGUAACAGCAUCAUGUGUGGAGGAGCAGGCUGCUAUUGCCGGCAGACGGUCUCCAAUGGAGCCCUGUGCUUAAUGGGCAGCGCAUGCUCCCCGGCCUGUAGUGAGGAUGCAGACUGCGGUGUUGGAGGCUUCUGCGCUCUGAACACUUGCUGCGGCGGUGGAGUCUGUGAUUAUCUUAAUGAUAUUUGUGGGAACCCAAGAGCUCCAAAGUUCAUGUUCAGGAAGAGGAGCCUGCAGACCAGAGAUAAGACUACGCAAGAUCAUGUUGGGACUGACCAUUGA
Molecule: messenger RNA, 1161 nt
Organism: Aaosphaeria arxii CBS 175.79
Lineage: Eukaryota; Fungi; Ascomycota; Dothideomycetes; Pleosporales
Exons: 5
Coding region: 1-1161 (386 amino acids)
Source: RefSeq, a predicted model, not a curated record